AUUGGCUGUGGUGCCGGGGGGCGGGCCCCGCGCGCCGGCAGAGGUUGGUUGCGGCGGCGCCGGGUUACAUAGGGCGGAGCACGGCGUGUCCUUGGGCCAGACCCAGCCGGGGCUGUCGGAGCGCGGUCACCGCCAUUGAGGGCGCAGCGGGGCAGCCGGGCAGGCAGUGCUGAAAAUGGGAGAUAUCGAGAAGGGCAAGAAGAUCUUUGUCCAGAAAUGUUCCCAGUGCCACACAGUCGAGAAGGGAGGGAAGCAUAAGACUGGACCCAACCUGCAUGGCCUGUUCGGACGCAAGACUGGACAAGCUCCAGGUUUCUCGUACACGGAUGCUAAUAAGAACAAAGGUAUCACCUGGGGUGAGGAUACUCUGAUGGAGUAUUUGGAAAAUCCAAAGAAGUAUAUCCCAGGAACAAAGAUGAUUUUUGCGGGUAUUAAGAAGAAGACUGAGAGAGCAGACUUGAUAGCAUACCUCAAAGAUGCCACUGCAAAGUAAAAGUUAUCUGCUGCCUUAUUUAUUUCACAAAGGAGAUGGCAAGGGAAAUGUCUGUGAUGGUUUUUAAACUUUCUAUUUUUACAUGUACUGUGUCUAACCUUAAAAUCUGUCUGACCCAUCAGAUAACCUUGCUCACGGUGGGUCACUGGGGCACACGCUUGUUUGGCAGCCAUUAACUUAACAGAAACUAUGUAAUUGGGUUCAUGAUCAUAAAGAUUAAAAAGAAAAAAAAAAACAAAACUAAAAGCAUUUCCUGCCUCUUCAUUGUUUAAAAAAGGUAUAUAAAUAAUCAAAUGAGUCAUUGUCAGCAGCAUACUAGCUUUGACAGCCCAACUCUUUCAGAUUAAAAAGCAGGGUGGUUUUUGGCAUCUUCCACCAUACAUUACUUUAAAGACUUAAAAAACAACCUACCAGCAAAACAACAAAGACUUAAAAACACUCAACCCUAACAUAAUAUUUUUCUAAAUUUAAUCAGUGCUAGGUGUUGCAGUAUAUAUCAAUCUGUCUAAAGCUUGCAUUAAUGAUGCAUUUCGUCUGAUAUAAGUAUUUGUGAAAUGGCAGUUGUGCCCAGCCACUUGUCUUUUAUCUGGGGGAAGCAUGUCACCUGAUUCAUCCAGACUUUUGACACUGCAUGUACCACAGGGUGUAACUCCCCUUCAGAAACAUCUUCAGUUUUGAAGUGUUAUUGAAGCCCUUCAUUCAGUACAUCUUCUGAAAACAGCCAUUCUUAGUGGAAUGAAUAGAACAGAGAAACAUCCUGAUCUGGAAAUACAAGUGCUAAAAACCAAGCUGAGAGUUAUUUAAUCUUCUUAAUUCAGCAGAAGGGUUCACCUAAAAUCUUAUGUUGCAGUUUCAGAUGAAGGGGUACAGGAGUGAAUGUGCUGGUAGACUAGAAAACAAAACACAGAAGUCUUCCUCUGUGCCUGGCUGUAGCCUGUCAUUACUUCAGAAGGUUCUGUUACGCACAUUGUAAAGCAGUGUUUUUAGUGUUUUAACUGUUUUAUUUCGUACUAGGCAAGUUGUUCAGAAGAAUGUAUUUGCUGUGUACCAACAGUAAGGCAUAACUUGGAGCAAUCAAUACUGUAAAUUAAAAAAAAAUUAAAGUUU
This is a messenger RNA of Myiozetetes cayanensis, 1600 nucleotides long. Its product is annotated as cytochrome c. The record is from RefSeq and is a predicted model, not a curated record. NCBI's taxonomy places the organism in Eukaryota, Metazoa, Chordata, Aves, Passeriformes, Tyrannidae. Bases 176 to 493 code for a protein of 105 amino acids. Gene Ontology annotation, biological process: mitochondrial electron transport, cytochrome c to oxygen; mitochondrial electron transport, ubiquinol to cytochrome c. The transcript has 3 exons. Gene Ontology annotation, cellular component: mitochondrial intermembrane space. Gene Ontology annotation, molecular function: electron transfer activity; heme binding.